AUGGCAGGUGCCGCCCGUGUAGACGGGCGAGCGGCAGCCAGGCCACGCGCGGCAAGGCGCCGCCACGGCCGCACGACGUGCGCCAUCAGCGCGGUGAUGGAGACGACGGACAAGCACCAGGCUGGCCAUGAACCCCGCGAACGGCUGGCCCGGGAUCCCCAGCUGGUGUGUGGGGGAGGGGAGCCUAGCGGUGAUGCUGUUGCCGCUGUCAAGAGUCCCCAUCGUCGACCCAGGGUGAUAGCUGUUCGUACAGGGCCACGCCCGGCGCCGUGA
Messenger RNA from Gaeumannomyces tritici R3-111a-1, 273 nucleotides. RefSeq lists its product as hypothetical. Bases 1 to 273 code for a protein of 90 amino acids. Lineage: Eukaryota; Fungi; Ascomycota; Sordariomycetes; Magnaporthales; Magnaporthaceae. The transcript has a single exon. The record is from RefSeq and is a predicted model, not a curated record.